This is a messenger RNA of Lizanozyma spartinae, 1164 nucleotides long. RefSeq names its product ribosome dissociation factor (gene DOM34). The transcript has a single exon. The record is from RefSeq and is a predicted model, not a curated record. NCBI's taxonomy places the organism in Eukaryota, Fungi, Ascomycota, Pichiomycetes, Serinales, Debaryomycetaceae. The coding region runs from base 1 to 1164 and encodes 387 amino acids. Gene Ontology annotation, biological process: nuclear-transcribed mRNA catabolic process, no-go decay; nonfunctional rRNA decay; ribosome disassembly. Gene Ontology annotation, cellular component: cytoplasm.
AUGAAGCUUAUAAGACAACAUUUUGAGAAGGACAAGAGUGGGUCUACCACGUUGAUACCCCAAGAUAAAGAGGAUUUAUGGGAACUUUAUAAUUUAAUACAGAAGGGAGAUGAAAUUACUCUCAGCACUCAUCGUAACAUUAAGAAAGCUACUCUGGGGAGUGGAGUUGCUCAGGGGAAAGAUAAAGGUAAAACAGAGCGGAAAUUGUUGACUUUAAAGAUGUCUGUUGAAGACAUUGAAUAUACCCCAUCUGAAGAGGUUCUUCGGAUAAGAGGGAAAACCGUUGAACCCAAUGAAUAUGUACCAAUGCAAAGUUAUCAUACUGCAGAAGUGCAACUUCAGAAACAAUUCACCUUAUAUAAGGAUGAAUGGGAUGAAAUAGCUUAUGGUAUUGUUGUUAAGGUUUGUUCUAUAGAAGAGAAGGCAGAAGUUGGAGCCAUUGUAAUGGAAGAAGGAGUUGCACAUUUAUGUUUGAUAACAGAUAAUAUGACUGUACUUCGUAAUAAGAUAGAGAAGUCUAUUCCAAGGAAAAGAAGAGGUGAUGGCGGUGGAAGUAAACAUGAUCAAGCCAUGGAGAAGUUUUAUCAACUUGUGAAUACCACUAUGUUACGGAACUUUGAUUUAGAUAAGUUAAAGGCUAUAAUAUUGGCUUCGCCAGGGUUUGUUGCUGCUAAUUUACUUAAACAUGUACUUGCAGAAGCAGUUAAGAAUAAUGAUAAGACAGUUAUGCAAAAUAAAUCCAAGUUUAUUGUUGUUCAUUCUUCUACAGGUUACCUUCAAGGGUUAGAAGAAUCAUUAAAGGAUCCAUCGAUUCAGAGGCAAUUAAGUACAACCAAGUUUGCCAAAGAGGCAUCAGUGUUUGAAACCUUCCAGAAAGUUUUAAAUGAAGAUGACGAUAGAGCUUGGUAUGGUCCUACUGAGUGUGCACGUGCUGUGGAAAUGGGAGCUGUAAAGUAUUUAAUGAUAGCUGAUGCCUUGUUCCGUAGUGACGAUAUUGGUGUUAGAAAGCAUUAUAUAGCAUUGGCUGAUGCUGUGAAGAAUAAUGGAGGAGAGACCUUAGUGUUUCUGAGUUUGCAUGAAUCUGGGGAACAAUUGAAUCAAUUAACUGGUAUAGCAGUUUUACUUAAUUAUCCUGUGCCUGAUUUAGAUGAAGAGGAUGAUUAA